AUGGCCCACGUUAGGGGACAUGCAACGAUCAAGGGGCUUCCUGAUUCCAUGCGAGCAUGCCAGAUCGUCGAGUAUAACAAACCACACCAAAUAAGAAGGAUCCCAACUCCUGACACGCUUAAGCCUCAUGACAUCCUUCUAAAGGUUGCCGUUUCUGCUCUUUGUCAUUCGGAUUUGGAGUACCAGAAUGGCACCCUCGACUGUACUCUUCCUGUCACCGCCUCCCACGAAGGCACUGGUGUCGUGAUCGCCAAAGGAGACGCCGUGACUCGGUUUGUCAUCGGUGAUCGAAUCAUGGCUGGGCAGACAUUCGACCGCUGCGGAGAAUGUGAUGAUUGCAAAGGACCAGAGAACUACCAGCAUUACUGUGAACAUCAGGGCCCGAUGAUGAGUACCGAGCGGAACGGCGCCUUUCAGGAAUACCUCGUGGUGGAUGCACGACAAGCGUGUCGGAUCCCGGAUAAGAUGUCGUUUCUUACUGCUGCUCCCCUUGCUUGUGCGGGCAUCACCAUUUGGAGGGCACUGCUGCAAACAGAGCUUCUACCAGGACAGUGGCUUGCCAUCGUGGGAUCCGGAGGGGGACUCGGCCACCUUGGUGUCCAAUUCGCCAAAGCCAAAGGUUUAAAUGUGAUUGGGACGGACGCUCGAGACGAUGGAAUCUCUCUUUCUCGAGAGGUUGGUGCAGACCUAGUUCUUGACGCCCGGGUAGGGAAGGAGGAGGUGAUGCGCGAGGUUUUCAAUGCCACUGGUGGCAGAGGCGUCGAUGCCACCAUCACAGUCAGCGAUGCUAAAGCUGCAGUGGCAACUGCGUGCGCCAUUACGAGGAGGCACGGCAUAAUUGUUCAUGUUCCCGUGGGACACGAAGUGUGUAUUCCAUUCCAGGAUAUGAUAUUUCGAGACAUCCGCGUGAAGGGAUCAUUUCUUUGUUCUCCAAAAGAGGCCGAGGAGAUGUUGAACAUGGUCAUCAAGUAUAACAUCAAAGUCAGUAUAAGUGUUUUCCAUGGUAUUGAGGAGAUUCUGAAAGUGGUCGACAUGCUCCGCCAAGGGAAAUACCAGGGUAAGGGUGUGAUUGUCAUUGAUGAGGAUGCUGUGAAGAGUGAAUCAAGUCUGCUAUAA
Messenger RNA from Penicillium waksmanii, 1116 nucleotides. RefSeq lists its product as uncharacterized. The transcript has 2 exons. Bases 1 to 1116 code for a protein of 371 amino acids. The record is from RefSeq and is a predicted model, not a curated record. Gene Ontology annotation, molecular function: oxidoreductase activity. NCBI's taxonomy places the organism in Eukaryota, Fungi, Ascomycota, Eurotiomycetes, Eurotiales, Aspergillaceae.